CCAUCUGCAAUGCAAAUAAAAAAAUAUGUACAAAUUUUAGAACAAAGAAAAAUUUUAAAAGAUGAAUUCAUCAAGAAAUAAUAAAGUACUCUUAGUUCCCACGGUUAGGGAAGUGCAGCAAAUUUUUGGCGAGCUCUUAAGCCAUGGGGAAGAUGUGACCUGGGAUCUAUUAUCCGCCAGUCAGGGAGAAAUGCUAAAAAGCAAGAUCGACGAGUUUAAAAUGUUACAAAAUAAUUCCGAUCCUAUGCCAUUUUACGUCAGUCCUCCCAUUUUUAAUUCGAUUUGGAAUCAACGAAAAUACACAAAUGGCCAGUCCCUUACGUCCUUAUUUUUUGUGAUGGUUGUGGAUAAUGUUACCGACCCAAAAUUGGCUGAGCAAAGCAGAUCCUGGUAUCUUUAUCCGGUCUUCCGUUGCCGGAUAUGUGUUGACAAUCAUGGAGAAAAUUACAGCAGUCUGGACUGCUGCAUGGCGUAUGUGAGUCAGUAUGACUGUUGUAAAGAUUGGGAUACGUUUUUGGAAGAUACUCGCUUGCGGCCUGGGUUAAUGGUGACCCCGUAUCGUGGGGUUUACAAAUUGAUCGAUGGCCAGGUAGAACUAAGAACUUAUUCUAUCUCUGGUAGAUUCCGGCAGCCUAUGAGAUCUAUGCAAUUCGCCAAGGAGCACUGCCUAACACCCGAAUCUUUAGGGGAAGCCUCAAAACGCUCUAUUAUACAUCUUGAUUCGAAAAAAAGACCUGCAAUUUACACUUUUAAAAGAGCAGAGAGGAUGUGCGACAAGAUACUCCAUCAACUGUUGGUUCCUCGGGAUGAACAAAAUAUGACGGAUGUUACUACACUCUCGGAUUCCUUAAUUUUAUUUACACAUAACACUAAUAACCUACGACUGGCAUCGUCAAUGAUUAAAGAUCAGAAUAGCCGAAGUGUUUUACAAAAUCAAAUUAAAAGCGAUUUUGACAAGAUCUCUGAGGAAACAAAGAGCUUUAGGGGAAUAGUGGAUCUUGUACGGAGUGCUAAUGAAAUCCCAACAGUAAAAGAGCUGGACGAGGUUUUUAAGCCCAUUUUGAAAGGACCUAAGAAACGAAAAUUGGCAGAAAUGCCAAAUGAAGUUACCGUAGAUCCUACGGAAUCUCUACAAUUAAACACAGUUCAAGUAAAAGGAGAAUUAUUCAAUCUGGACGAUUAUGGCACAGUCCUUAAAAAGCACAUCGUAUGCUCGGAAAGCUUUACAAAUCUUAUUAACAAAAUAGCUGAAAACUUAGAACCCGAAAUGUUUAAGCUAAUCCUGCACUUCACGCAAACUUUUAUGGAAACCACGAGAGAGGAGUUGUGGAAGGAGCGAAAACACCACAUAGCCACGGAAACGGUUCUCUAUCAGAUCCUUUUGCAUAUCAUUAAAAAUCAUACAAACAUGGACUGUACUAAAGUUAAAGAACAAUCUUCGGACAUUUUAAGCCGUAUGCGAUAUUAUUUUGCUUCAACCAGUCCAAAUUCUCCGCCUGAACUUCUAACCAAGUGCACAAAAUGUAUAGGUUACUAUCGGGUCGUUCCUUUAUAAUGUUUUCGAAUUUCAUAUCCCAAAGUUUUUAUUAGUCUCCAACAUUAUUUUCUUAAAUUGUAUAUUUAUAUGUAUUUUGUUAUUGUCAAGCCAAAGCGUUUCUUUGGUUAUUAUGGAUAAUAAUAUAAAAAGAGUUAUCUUUGAUAUCCAAUUAAAAGAAAUAAAGAUGAAAUUCUUAUAAAUAUAAA
This is a messenger RNA of Drosophila subpulchrella, 1743 nucleotides long. RefSeq lists its product as uncharacterized. Bases 62 to 1555 code for a protein of 497 amino acids. The transcript is spliced from 6 exons. The record is from RefSeq and is a predicted model, not a curated record. Lineage: Eukaryota; Metazoa; Arthropoda; Insecta; Diptera; Drosophilidae.